AUGCCCGAUCCAGCCAAGACCGCGCCCAAGAAGGGAUCAAAGAAAGCCGUGACCAAGACGGCCGGCAAAGGAGGCAAGAAGCGCAGAAAAUCCCGGAAGGAGAGCUAUGCCAUCUACGUGUACAAGGUUCUCAAGCAGCGCAUCGCCGGUGAGUCUUCUCGUCUGGCUCAUUACAACAAGCGCUCCACCAUCACCUCCAGGGAGAUCCAGACCGCCGUGCGCCUGUUGCUUCCCGGCGAGCUGGCCAAGCACGCCGUGUCCGAGGGUACAAAAGCCGUCACCAAGUACACCAGCUCCAAGUAA
This is a messenger RNA of Ictalurus punctatus (channel catfish), 303 nucleotides long. RefSeq names its product histone H2B-like. The transcript is spliced from 2 exons. The record is from RefSeq and is a predicted model, not a curated record. Gene Ontology annotation, cellular component: nucleosome. Gene Ontology annotation, molecular function: protein heterodimerization activity; DNA binding; structural constituent of chromatin. Bases 1 to 303 code for a protein of 100 amino acids. NCBI's taxonomy places the organism in Eukaryota, Metazoa, Chordata, Actinopteri, Siluriformes, Ictaluridae.